AUGGGUCUGAGUGUGGUGGGCUCUUCCGAUUUCAUCUUUGGCUCUGGUAGCAGCAACAACUCAAUCAACAGCAUUAUCACUGGUGAUCUGCUGAUUGUUAUGGCGCAAAUCGUUACAGCCAGCCAAAUGGUAUGGGAAGAGAAAUUUGUUACCAAACACAAUGUGCCAUUGUUGCAGGCCGUCGGCUGGGAGGGUAUUUUUGGUUUUGUAACCCUGUCCCUCUUGCUUAUUUCUAUGUAUUUCCUUCGUGUGGGACCUCCAUUUAGCUCUAAUCCUCGUAUGGUCCUUGAAGAUGCUCUGGAUGGUUUCAUCCAAAUGCGUAAUAACCCAAUGAUUAUUCUCGCCAUGUCAGGUACUGUGAUAAGUAUCACAUUAUUUAAUUUUGCUGGUGUCAGCGUCACAAAGGAAUUGUCAGCGACCACUCGUAUGGUUCUGGAUUCGGUACGAACGCUUGUUAUUUGGAGCGUAAGUCUAUCUCUUCAAUGGCAACAAUUUUAUUGGCCUCAGAUUAUUGGAUUUGCUUUGCUUGUGAUGGGCAUGGGCUUGUACAAUAACAUUAUCAACGCUUCGAUUUGCAAGUGCCGCCGCGAAUCGGACUCGGAGCCACUUUUAGGGGUUAAUGAAGACCAAUCCAUCAAUGAGGAAGAAGGAAGACGUAGUGUUAUCCACUAG
Daphnia pulicaria is the source of this 672-nucleotide messenger RNA. Its product is annotated as solute carrier family 35 member F6-like. Lineage: Eukaryota; Metazoa; Arthropoda; Branchiopoda; Diplostraca; Daphniidae. Gene Ontology annotation, cellular component: membrane; intracellular membrane-bounded organelle. The record is from RefSeq and is a predicted model, not a curated record. Bases 1 to 672 code for a protein of 223 amino acids. The transcript has 3 exons.